UCUCAUCUGCACUGUAGCGCCCCCUAGCGACUGGGAAGUAGACAGCUCCCCCUGUUGACUCGGCAUGUAGCUCAUUUAUUAAUAAGUAACGGGACAGCAGCUUCUUCCAUCUGUCCCGGUUGAGAAUGGAGAUACGUAUACAAUAACUUAUUUUGCUUCUAAAAAAAUUCUACAUUGCAGGGCAGCUAUUUUGACAAUGUAAACCUAGACACAAUUCGCUUUUUAGUUAAUUUAAAAAGCCACAAAAUCUCCAUCAGUUAGACAAAACCCGGCAUUUCGUGCGCUCCCGUUGGUGAUGGCGAUCGCCCACGUAGCCAAGGAGUACGUCUUCUCCGACUUUCUGUUGAAGGACCAUGCGGAGGGGAAAUACAAAGGGGUGCGUCUGGAGCUCGCCAUAGACAAAAUAGUCACGCUUCUGGCGGUGGGGCUGCCUUUGUUUCUCAUCUCUCUCGCCUUUACACAAGAGGUGUCAGUCGGAACCCAGAUCAGCUGUUUUGCUCCCUCUACCUUCUCUAUGAAACAGGCAGUCUAUGUAGACUCCUUUUGCUGGGCAGCGGCGCAGCAACAAGCUGCAAAUUCACCACUAUGGCUGCACAAGUUCUUCCCAUACAUCUUGCUCUUUCUUGCAACCAUCAUGUACAUCCCUGCCUUAUUCUGGAAUUUUACUGCAGCUCCACACCUUUCCUCUGACCUUAACUUCAUCCUGGAGGAACUGGAUCGCUUUUAUGACCAUGGCAUCAAGCUGGCAAAAAAUCUCGGAUCUUUAGAUGGCAAAGACACACCUGAGGACACCAGGCGCAGCGCUUUAGACUUGACCGAGGGCUGCUUUAAGUACCCUCUAGUGGAGCAGUAUCUAAACACCAAGCGCUUCUCCCACUGGCUGGUGGUCAAGUACCUGACAUGUCGUGGUCUGACUCUGCUGAUCCUCCUGCUGGCCUGCCUCUACCUUGGCUACUACAUCCAGCUGGCCUCCUACAUAGAUGAGUUUUCCUGUGACCUGCGGACAGGAUUGCUGAGGAAUGACAGCACGGUGCCCUCUGCAGUCCAGUGCAAGCUUGUGGCAGUGGGUGUCUUCAGGCUGCUCAGCUACACCAACCUGGUGGUUUAUGUGCUCCUUGUUCCACUGGUGCUAUAUGCUGCUAUUGGACCUGCUCGCCAGAGCUCCAGCUUCCUCCGGCCCUAUGAGAUUUUACCAGGAUUCGGUGCUCUAGGUGUGGUCACACCCUUCUACAAUGACCUGAGUAUCUACCUGCUGUUCCUGCAGGAGAACCUGAGCGAACUGAAAUCUUUUAAAUGCCUGCAGGUGCUUGAGCUGCUGCAGGAAGCUGGUGGUGAGGGGCUUGACCCCAUGUGCAUACUGCGAACUCUGGGUCAGAUGAAGACCGAUAUGUUAGACAAUAAGAAGAGGUGCUCAGGGAAGAACAAAGAUACUAAUAAGCCCGAAGAAUGACCUCCCUGUGUUUUUAAUGCAAAGAUAAAAGGUCCUGCUCCCAUGGAAAGAAAUAUGGUGAGAAAAUCCUGGUGCAUUGUCCAUCGCACGUCCUCAGGUGGAAGGAGGUCUGCUUCUGACAACAGACCAUGAAUUUUUCGUGUUAAAAGGGUUAAAAAAACAUUUUACCAAGAAGCUUGUAUCAAAAAUACAUGCUGAGUUUCUCAGGAUCUGCAACGCCCUCCAUUUAAAGUAAACCAAUCUGCUAGUACAAGAGUCCAUCAACUGAAGGAAAGAUAUGGUGACGUAGUAAGUUUAAAAUUAACAUGAAUUAUGCAAAUCACUGGAGCCAUAUUAUGUGAACUGUGAAGCAUGUGAAUUCUUGUAUGCAAGUCUGCUCAUAAAUGACUUUAUAGUGAAAGCGCAUGAUGAAAGUUAAACAAAGAGUUUGCUGGAGAAAUGAAUGUAUGUAAUUAAUGAUGAAAUAAAUAAUGUAAUUCUCCA
Messenger RNA from Betta splendens (Siamese fighting fish), 1933 nucleotides. Its product is annotated as pannexin-1-like. The record is from RefSeq and is a predicted model, not a curated record. Lineage: Eukaryota; Metazoa; Chordata; Actinopteri; Anabantiformes; Osphronemidae. Gene Ontology annotation, biological process: positive regulation of interleukin-1 production; monoatomic cation transport. Bases 296 to 1450 code for a protein of 384 amino acids. The transcript is spliced from 6 exons. Gene Ontology annotation, molecular function: channel activity.